AUGCCUACUACAGAGCCACAAACAGGAGAUAUAGCCACAGAAUGGUACGACAAUAAAGGAUGGUCUCAAAUUGUAGAUGCAAGCUAUUUGAUUAGCGAUAUAAUUGCAGCAAAGGAUAUAUAUGAGUAAACUUUUAUCGACCAAUCAUCGCAAUUAACCGCUCAUCUCUUCAAGAAGUUCGUAAAAUAGAUAGAAGAUUUCAAUAGACGUUGUGGAACAUGCAUUACUCUUUAAGAAUUAGUAAGGAAUUUGAGCAAUCAUUGA
Molecule: messenger RNA, 264 nt
Organism: Paramecium tetraurelia
Lineage: Eukaryota; Ciliophora; Oligohymenophorea; Peniculida; Parameciidae
Exons: 1
Source: RefSeq, a predicted model, not a curated record